This is a messenger RNA of Trichoderma virens Gv29-8, 1452 nucleotides long. RefSeq lists its product as uncharacterized. Gene Ontology annotation, molecular function: carboxylic acid transmembrane transporter activity. Bases 1 to 1452 code for a protein of 483 amino acids. The transcript has 5 exons. NCBI's taxonomy places the organism in Eukaryota, Fungi, Ascomycota, Sordariomycetes, Hypocreales, Hypocreaceae. Gene Ontology annotation, biological process: transmembrane transport; carboxylic acid transport. Gene Ontology annotation, cellular component: plasma membrane. The record is from RefSeq and is a predicted model, not a curated record.
AUGUCUGCCGAGCUUAGCCAGACCGAAAAGUCACCCGCUGCGGUGACAACACCAGGAGACGGUGUCGAGGGUAGAGAUGGUGAUGAUGCCGUUGUCGUCGUUGCAAGUGAUGCGGCCAAGAAGCGCCAGUCGCUGUCUGACAUCUUUACCAUUAUCGCAGCCGGUGCUGCUCUCAUUUCCGAUGGCUACCAGAACAACCUCAUGACAAUGUCCAAUGUCCUCUUCAAGAAGGAAUACCCUGCGCAAUACACUUCGACUGUCAGCACUCGAGUAUCAAAUUCACUCCUUGUGGGCGCAAUUCUCGGGCAAGUUACAGUUGGUUUGACGUGCGACUACCUUGGGCGCAAGACAGCAAUCGUUAUUACGACGCUCCUCAUCGUCAUCGGUGGUAUUCUGGCAACUGCCGCCCAUGGAGUCACCAUCGAUGGCAUGUUUUGGAUGCUGACGGUUGCACGAGGCAUUGUUGGAUUUGGCGUUGGUGGCGAGUAUCCUGCCGCAAGCACAUCAUCUUCUGAAGCAGCCAACGAGCGAACUCUUGAUAAAAGAGGACCGAUUUUUAUCCUCGUAACUAAUUUGCCAUUGAGCGCAGGCGGCCCCUUAGCUGUUUCGAUAUUUCUCAUUGUGCUCUCUGCCGCUGGUGAGAAUCAUCUGUCGACGGUGUGGCGAGUAUGCUUCGGUAUCGGCAUACUUCUCCCGCUCUCCGUCUUCUACUUCCGUCUCAAAAUGCUCAACUCUAAGCUCUACCGCAAGAGUGCCAUCCAGCGUAAUGUGCCUUACGGCCUGGCCAUAAGGUACUACUGGAAGACCUUGAUCGGCACGUGCGGUGCCUGGUUCCUGUACGACUUCGUCACCUUUCCCAACGGAGUUUUCUCUGGCACAAUCCUUUCUAGUGUAGUCGACCCCAAGGACACGCUACGGAGCACGGCAGAGUGGCAGCUACUGCUAGGGGCCAUUGCCCUUCCCGGCGUCUUUCUCGGCGCCUUUCUGUGUGAUCGGCUGGGCAGACGCAAUGUCAUGAUGCUUGGUUUCUCCGGCUACCUGGUCUUUGGCCUAAUCAUCGGCUGUGCCUACGACAAAAUCACGAAGAUCACACCACUCUUUGUGAUUUUUUACGGACUAAUGCAAAGUAGUGGCAACUUUGGUCCAGGAGACAUGCUUGGUCUCUUGUCCUCCGAGAGCUAUGCCACGAGUGUCAGAGGAACUUUUUAUGGCAUAAGUGCAGCGUUAGGAAAAACCGGUGCUGCUGUCGGGACUCAGGCAUUUACUCCAAUUCAAAACAAUCUGGGUAAGCGUUGGACGUUUAUCAUUGCCGCCAUAUGUGGUGUUGUGGGUGUCUUGGUCACAUACUUCUUUGUGCCCAACGUGACGGGCGAGGAUCUUGCCAUUCAAGACGAAAAGUUCAAGGCCUACUUGCUGGAGCAUGGGUGGAGCGGUGAGAUGGGUGUUGAUUAA